AUGUCGUCCUCUCUGCUGCGCGCCGCCGUUCGCGGCCCCUCGACCACCUUCUUCCGCGCCAACGCCGUUGUCGCCGCCCGGACCCAGCCGCUGGCCGCCCGCGUCGGCCUCGUUGCCCCCAGCCUGCUGGCCGUCUCUACCAACACCAGCAGCUUCAGCACAACGACCCGCGUGCGGUCUGAGCACAAGGAGGAGACGUUUGAGGAAUUUUCGGCCCGGUACGAGAAGGAAUUCGACGGCGUCCAGGAUGUCUUUGAGCUCCAGCGCAACCUCAACAACGCUUUCGCCUACGACUUGGUCCCCUCACCUGAAGUGAUCGCCGCCGCUCUUAAAGCCGCACGGAGGGUCAACGACUUCCCUACCGCCGUCCGGAUCUUCGAGGGCAUCAAGGCCAAGACUCAGAACAAGAAGCAGUACCAAGAGUACCUUGACGAGCUGAAGCCGCUGCGCGAGGAGUUCGGCAUCGAGCUCGUGGAGGAUUUGUACCCCGAGAAGCCCGAGCACUAA
This is a messenger RNA of Lasiosphaeria miniovina, 507 nucleotides long. Its product is annotated as cytochrome c oxidase polypeptide VI. The transcript is spliced from 4 exons. Gene Ontology annotation, cellular component: mitochondrial inner membrane. Bases 1 to 507 code for a protein of 168 amino acids. The record is from RefSeq and is a predicted model, not a curated record. Lineage: Eukaryota; Fungi; Ascomycota; Sordariomycetes; Sordariales; Lasiosphaeriaceae. Gene Ontology annotation, biological process: mitochondrial electron transport, cytochrome c to oxygen.